This is a messenger RNA of Styela clava, 1097 nucleotides long. RefSeq lists its product as uncharacterized. NCBI's taxonomy places the organism in Eukaryota, Metazoa, Chordata, Ascidiacea, Stolidobranchia, Styelidae. The record is from RefSeq and is a predicted model, not a curated record.
UAAAAUUACUGGUAGUGCCGGCAGCAGUGAAAACCUAAGUUCAUCAUUAGUUCGAACUGUGUCUUAAUUUUGGAGCAAUUUUAUCAAUAUCGGAAGAUGACAAGGAUCAAAUGAAAUGUUGAAUAUGGCGACCAGUCAUUGUCGUACCGUACAUAUCACCAAUCUAUACUUGCUUACGCAAUGGUCCUAACUGCCUUUAACACUAUAUUUUUUAGAUUUAAUACUAAGUACUUCUAGUUUUAAAAUAACAUAGUUAUUAAAUCGUGACAUGGGUUGCCCUUGUUCUAAGUUUUCAUCAGAGGAUGAAGAUGGCGAAGAAGUUAUUGAGGUAAGUAAAUCAGUUGAGGAUAAUGUGACGGAAUUGAAUGUUUUGGCAGAUGAAGGAAAUCGUGAUCACGUCAUGGUCAUUGAUAUGGAGAUGGUGAAGGAAAUGAUUGAGCAGGUGAUUGAGGAUGCAAGGAAGGUGUUAAAGGCAGAGGCAGACCGAAUGAGAGAUAGAUUAGAAGACAAAGACAGCAGCGCGGAAAUAAACACAAAAGAAAAGCUGGAAAUACACCGUAGAGUGCAAUCUACUAUGUGUUCUGACGAAGAAGACGCAAAGAAGAUUGGGAUCAGUUGGUCAGACGCGAUUCGCCAACAGUCGUGGAAGAUCAACGGAAGGCGUUUGUUUUCAGAAACAUCUGUUUUUGAUUCAGAAGAUUCGUCGUGGACAUUGGAAAUUAAAGAAAAGUUCGCAUGCCUACGCACUCAGGAUACAAUAUGUCAUCAGAAAUAUUUGGUGAAUGGCAAUAUCUUUUACGUUGACAAGGAAAAGAGAUUGGAUUCAUUAAGAAGAAAGACCAUACACGAGCCAAGAGGACGAGGGAGAAUCUUACAAUAUCAACGAAGAUCUUACAUCGACGAGGACUUGAGCAACGAAGAUUAAUUUUAGUUAUUAGCAAUAUUUUAUUCAAUCAUUCCAUUCAUCUAUAUUGUUUUUAUUUUUAAUUUUAUUACUUCUGGUUUAUAUUUGUUUCCAUUUUUAUUCAGAAAUGUCGCCAUGUAUUUUACGGUCAAAUGUGAAAAUAUAUUUUAGAUAUGUUACCAUAAAAAUUCCC